UCUCUCCCGCUCUCUCUCGCCCUGCAGAUCGUGUACGAGAUGGUCACCGACAGCUGGCUGACCUACGUGGAGGGCGUGUGCGUCAUCUGGUUCACCAUCGAGGUGGUGGCCCGCGUCAUCUUCUGCCCCGACAAGGCAGAGUUCUUCCGCAGCGCCCUCAACAUCAUUGACUUUGUGGCCAUCGUGCCCUUUUACCUGGAGGUGGCGCUGCAGGGCCUCUCCUCCAAAACAGCCAAAGACGUACUGAGCUUCCUGCGUGUGGUGCGUUUCGUCCGUAUCCUGCGUAUAUUCAAGCUGACCCGUCACUUUGUGGGUCUGCGGGUCCUGGGCCACACGCUGCGGGCCAGUACUAACGAGUUCCUGCUGCUCAUCAUCUUCCUGGCGCUGGGCGUCCUCAUCUUUGCUACAAUGAUCUACUAUGCCGAGCGCAUCGGAGCCGACCCGGGCGACCCCACCGCUGCGCUCCACACCGACUUCAAGAACAUCCCCAUCGGUUUCUGGUGGGCCGUGGUGACCAUGACCACGCUGGGGUACGGAGACAUGUUCCCCAAGACGUGGUCAGGGAUGUUGGUGGGGGCUCUCUGCGCCUUAGCCGGCGUGCUAACCAUCGCCAUGCCCGUGCCCGUCAUUGUCAACAACUUCGGCAUGUACUAUUCCUUGGCCAUGGCCAAACAGAAGCUCCCCAAGAAGAGGAACAAGCACAUCCCCAGAGCGCCCCAGCCAGGAAGUCCCAACUACUGCAAGCCAGAUGCACUGGCCAUGGCCACCGCCUCACCCCACAGGCUCAUGGGAAAUGUGCUCGGGCCGGGCAUGGUUGGAUCUGGCAGCAUGCUGGGUACCGGAGACUGUCCUCUGGCUCAGGAGGAGAUCAUUGAGAUCAACAGAGCCGACUCCAAGCAGAACGGUGACACAGGCGCCAACGCGGCGGCCUUGGCCAACGAGGACUGCCCCACCAUAGACCAGGUGCUGGGAGACGAGCGCAGCCCGGCCACCGGAGGCCUCGGCUCCACCACCAGCCGCGAGCGUUACCCGCACGACCGGGCCUGCUUCCUGCUGCGCGCCGGCGAGUUCCAGCGCACAACGGAUGGGAACGUUCGAAAAGGUAGGAGGGCGGAUGGGCGGAGGCAGAGGAAUGAGGGAGGAAAAGGAGAAGGAAGAACAGCAGCAGGAGGAAGAGGAGGAGGAGGAGGAGGAACAGGAGGAGGGUUGGAGGGAAGGCGGUACCUCAGUGACAGCAGCGGGCUGUCAUUGGACGCUUGGUGUUGAUUGGUUGGAAAGGAACUGGGUCCGAAAACAGUCGACGUUAACGUGCACGCACGCACAAACACACACACACACACAUUGCAAAUAUUGCCCAAUAUUUUUUGUGUACAAAAAAAACAUUUAACAUCUUUUUAUUAUUGUUUUUUAAACUAGGAUUUAAUCACUUUUAUCUGCAGAAAAAAAAUAUAUUUAUUUUUUAUUUUUUUGAAAAUAAUUUCCUCGAAAUGUUCAUCAGUACAGACGCCGUGAUUGGCCAAUCCUCCUGAUGAGUCAGAUCAGUGUUGUCCAGUCCAGUUCGACUUUAAAACGACAAAAUGAACUGCGUUCUACUACAGUACUCCUCACAGUACCUGUGUACUAUAGUCCUGCCUCUGUACUGCAGAGGUACUGCAGUAGCUGCUGCAGUACCAGCAGCCGCCAUCGUGUACAAAUGAGAGAAUGCAGUGCACUGUACUGUACAACCAGAAAUGUACUCAGGAAAUCACCUUCAAAAACAUCGAACAAAGACAUUUAAAAAAAACAAAUGUAAUUCUUACUUCCUGUCCUGUUUAGUCUAGGGGGCAGCAGUGAGUUCUGCGUCGACUCAGACGUGAUACGUAGUUUAUAUUAGUUCAACUAAUAGGAGGUAGACUUUGUUAAUACAGUUAAUCUCCCUUGUUGCCCUAAAACAUAGUGGGGGAAUUACCGCCCCCUUCAGGCUGAAGGGUUGUUUCCUCAGCAGUAGAAUUAGAAAACUGAUCAUUUUAAUAUUGAAAUGUGUUAUUAAUGACUUUGUCUCACAGUUUUAAUGAAGCACCUUUUUUUAACUAAUUUUAUCUCUUUAUACUUUUUUAUUAUUUUUUAUAUUAUUGUUUAAAACAAUUUAUUUUUUUAUGUAAUGAAUUCAUCUGAAUCACAGCAAAGCAUCAAAAUCCCAGUGCUAAUGAAACAGGAGAGAGACACAGACUAACGGUCAGCUAAUGACACACACACACACACACACACACACACACUGUGUGAGUGCGUGCCUGCCUGUGUGACUUCAAGGCUUCUCACCGUUCACCGUUCGUUAGCCAGUUCUCGUGCCUUCCCUCCUUCACCUGUACAGUAGAGGCAGCAGGGAGGUCAGAGUUGAAGGUUAAAGGUCACACCGUAGGUCCAUGUCUGAUAGAUGGCGCUGCUGUUGUUGUUGUUGUUGUUGUUGUGUUUGUUGUUGUUGUUGCUGCUGUGUCACUGUCUCCUUCCCCAGGUUUGAGCAGAUCAUGCGUCUGUACGUCGGCUCUUGUCAGUCUGUGUUACACUGUCCAUCUGUCUUUCUGUUUUUCUCCAUUUGUUUCCUUCCUUUCUUUUUCUUUUUUUUUUGUUUUUGUUUCCUUGUUUCUGUCUGACCGGCCGUCGUUCUCCGUGUGUGUGCGUUUGUGUCC
This is a messenger RNA of Cynoglossus semilaevis (tongue sole), 2666 nucleotides long. Its product is annotated as potassium voltage-gated channel subfamily C member 3-like. Gene Ontology annotation, cellular component: presynaptic membrane; axon terminus; voltage-gated potassium channel complex. The annotation marks the transcript as partial. Gene Ontology annotation, molecular function: delayed rectifier potassium channel activity. Gene Ontology annotation, biological process: action potential; potassium ion transmembrane transport. The record is from RefSeq and is a predicted model, not a curated record. The transcript has 2 exons. NCBI's taxonomy places the organism in Eukaryota, Metazoa, Chordata, Actinopteri, Pleuronectiformes, Cynoglossidae.